UUUUCUUCUUGAUUCAUCAACUAACUUUUCCUUCAUCUUCACUCUCUCUUUUAUGUUGUUUCUCAUUGCAACUAGGAUAGAGAAGAGCACUUUGCCUGAUGGCUACUAUGGGCAAUUCAACUAACAUCUUCUGGCAUGAAUGUCCUGUCUCCAAGGUUGAUAGGCAAAAGCUGCUCAAUCAACAGGGCUGCAUUGUAUGGAUCACUGGUCUAAGUGGAUCAGGGAAAAGCACGCUAGCAUGCUCACUGGGUAGACAAUUGCACUGCCGGGGAAAACUCUCGUAUGUCCUCGAUGGUGACAACCUUAGGCAUGGUCUAAACAAGAAUCUAGGUUUUACACCAGAAGAUCGGACUGAAAAUAUACGCAGGGUUGGGGAAGUUGCCAAGCUCUUUGCUGAUGCUGGGUUAAUUUGCAUUGCUAGUUUGAUAUCUCCAUAUCGUAAAGACCGUGAUUCUUGUCGUGCAUUAUUGCCAGAAAAGUUUAUUGAGGUUUUCUUAAACAUGCCUCUAGAGUUGUGUGAAGGAAGGGAUCCCAAAGGCCUUUACAAACUUGCACGAGCUGGGAAGAUCAAAGGAUUUACAGGAAUAGAUGAUCCUUAUGAAACUCCUUUGAACUGUGAGAUUGAGAUACGACAAGAAGAUGGAAAUUGCCCUACACCUAAUGAGAUGGCUGGGCAGGUGGUCUCAUACUUGGAAGACAAAGGAUAUCUGGAAGCUUAGUAAUCAAAGCACUUAUACCCACCGCCGAAGUUUUUCUAUCAAUCAAUGGUUAUUUAGAUUAGAAGAUAAUUGUGAUAUAGCAUGGCGCUAGAAGUAUUCACUGUUGAGGCAGUGGAUUUGAGGAAUAUAGGAGGUCUAGAGCAGACUUUUGUGGCUCUGUCACUGACAUAUCUGAUUUCUCAAGGGCCCUUUAAGUUUGUGCUCUGCAAUAAUAUCUUCUUAUAACUCAAUGCGUCAAAAAUUUGUAUACUGAUAUAUAAAGAUGUUUCUGUGA
Molecule: messenger RNA, 993 nt
Organism: Sesamum indicum (sesame)
Lineage: Eukaryota; Viridiplantae; Streptophyta; Magnoliopsida; Lamiales; Pedaliaceae
Gene: APK3
Product: adenosine-5'-phosphosulfate (APS) kinase 3
Biological process (GO): sulfate assimilation
Molecular function (GO): adenylylsulfate kinase activity; ATP binding
Source: RefSeq, a predicted model, not a curated record